AUGUCUACUUCAACACCAUCCCUCGAAAUGUCUGAUCAACAAAAGAUAGGAAAAGGAGAUGAAGAAACCCAAAGCACCCAGGGACAGAAACCAACUUUCAACAAAGAUUAUCGCUUCUGGAUGAUCAUGGUUACUCUGAUCCUCGCCACCAUCCUCGCAUCUUUAGAGUCAACAGUCGUCAUUACCUCUCUUCCAACCAUUGUCAACGAGCUAAAGCUUGGGUCUAGUUAUAUCUGGGUCGCCAAUGUAUUCUUCCUUACCACGGCCUGUGUUCAACCUCUCUUCGCCCAGCUAUGUAAUAUCUGGGGCCGCAAAAAAGUCAUGAUGUUCAUCUUUGCUCUUUAUACCCUCGGAAGCGGUAUCGCUGGCGGUGCGAAUGGAGGCGCCAUGCUCAUCGCUGGCCGUACAAUCCAAGGUAUCGGGAGUGGUGGAAUCACAAUGGCCAACGAUGUAAUCAUCUCUGAUCUGGUUCCACUUCGAUACAGAGGAAACUAUAUCGCGAUACUUCUGUUGGUCAUGACAGUUGGUUUUGCCAUUGGACCGUUCCUUGGGGGCAUUAUUGUCGAGAAUACAACUUGGAGAUGGGUAUUUUACCUAAACCUCCCUCUCGGAGGCGUCGCUAUCGUCGUGACAUACUUCUUCCUCAACCUUCAGUACGACAGAAACCAGUCGACAAUGGAAAAGCUGAAGCGCAUCGACUACAUAGGCAAUGCUAUCCUGAUCGGAUCCAGCGUCUCAAUCCUCAUCGCCCUUACAUGGGCAGGUCCAGUUCAUCCAUGGUCCGAUGCAAGAAUCCUGGCACCACUGAUCCUAGGUAUUCUUGGUCUUGUCGGAUUCGUCAUUUAUGAAGGCUCUGGCAUUCCAUCUGAACCUGUCAUGCCCAUCCGUCUAUUCCCAAGCCGUACAUCUUACAUCGUCUACGCCAAUACCUUUCUAAAUCAGCUGUUGAUCAUGUGGCUCUACUACUUCCUCCCACUCUAUUUCCAAGCCGUCAAGAUGUCUACACCCUCUCGAUCAGGAGUGCAGAUGCUCCCCGUUGCUCUCAUCGCUAUACCCGGAGCUGCACUCUCAGCCUUUAUGUUGUCCCGAUGGGGCAAGUAUAAAGGACUCCAUGUGUCUGGCUUCCUGAUCAUGACUGCGGGUGUCGGGCUCUUUGGACUUCUAGAUGAAGCCAGCCCCCCAGUAGCUUGGGUUCUUCUCCAGUUUCUUCCUGCAAUUGGGUCUGGAUUUCUGCUUAACACGCUGCUCCCUGCCUUUCAGGCAUCCACAGAAGAGAUUGACCAAGCUGCUGCCACUGGUACUUGGUCGUUUAUACGUUCCCUUGGCACGGUUUGGGGUGUCGCAAUCGCUGGUACGGUGUUCAAUUCGUACACGAAGCAGUACGCGCACAUGAUUGGCAAUGAACUGGCAAGAGAAACACUCCGCUCGGGAGAUUCAUACCAAAGCGCGACUCGUGCUUUCAUCUUGCAAUUUGAUGAAGCGACCCAAGGCCAGCUGCGCCACGUCUUCAUGCUCUCGCUUCGCAAGGUUUAUGUUAUUUCCGUGGCGUUUGGUGGACUUGCUUUUGUCCUGUCUCUGUUGGAGAAAGAAAUCCCACUUCGUGAGGAGUUGGAUACUCAGUAUGGUCUGGAGGAGAAGGGUACUAAUAAGAAAGUAGAAAGCUAA
Molecule: messenger RNA, 1665 nt
Organism: Fusarium pseudograminearum CS3096
Lineage: Eukaryota; Fungi; Ascomycota; Sordariomycetes; Hypocreales; Nectriaceae
Exons: 3
Coding region: 1-1665 (554 amino acids)
Biological process (GO): transmembrane transport
Molecular function (GO): transmembrane transporter activity
Source: RefSeq, a predicted model, not a curated record